AUGGCGACUGCAUUGGAUUUGUCAGGUUUGGGAAAUUUUGAUCCGCAUUCGGAUCCAACUACAUUAUCUGUACGAUGGAAAGAAUGGUUACGGCGCUACGAACGGUUUCUGGUUGCUAUGGAUAUAAAAGAUGAUACUCGGAAACGUGCUCUAUUGCUAUAUGCAGCGGGAAACGAAGUAGAAAAAAUUUUUGCAACGUUGUCUGAGGUAGGGGAAGAAAAAGAUUACAAGAAAGCGGUUGAAAAGCUGAACGAGUAUUUUUUACCUAAGAAAAAUGUGUUACUUGAAACCCAUAAAUUUCGCCAGUUAAAACAAAUAACUGAGGAAACAAUUGAUCAAUAUUGUACCAGGCUUAGACAACAAGCCAUCAUCUGUGAAUUCUCUAACAGUGAAAAUGAGAUUAAAAUCCAGCUUGUUGAAGGAUGUUUAUCAUCGCGAGUGAGAAGAAAAGCCAUUCAGGAUGAUUUAUCAUUAGCAAACAUAUUAGCAUAUGCAAGAUCUCUUGAAAUAACAGAUAAAGCCGUCAAAACAUUAGAAGAAGAUUGUGGGCAUUUAGCUCCGUCCUUGAGUGCGGUUAAUGCUAUACAUAACCAACAAGACAAGUCGA
Paramuricea clavata is the source of this 607-nucleotide messenger RNA. The record is from the annotation of a GenBank genome assembly. NCBI's taxonomy places the organism in Eukaryota, Metazoa, Cnidaria, Anthozoa, Malacalcyonacea, Plexauridae.